Cuscuta europaea is the source of this 2093-nucleotide messenger RNA. Lineage: Eukaryota; Viridiplantae; Streptophyta; Magnoliopsida; Solanales; Convolvulaceae. The record is from the annotation of a GenBank genome assembly.
GGAUCAUGCAAUCGGUGAACAUGGAAAUAAAUAAAUUGACGACAGAUCGACGGACGGCCUCAUCAAAUCAAUACUCCUAGCUAGUAAUUAUUAGGCCGGCCGGCCGGAUCGGAUAAUAUGUUCGUUGUGGAGAAGAGUUCGCAAGAGAGGGUUGUGGGGGGGACGGAGCAGAGCUGGUGCAGAGCCGUCUCCGCCGGCACUGGCAUCACAGUCUUGGCCCUUCAGCUGAAGUCCAAUACGGCGGCGGCGGACCCAUCCGUUCUCCGCCCACUCCUCAACACCAUCCUAGACGCCCACCCUGUCCUCAGGUCAAAGCUCCACUACAGCGCCACCAAGAAGGCCUUCUCCUUCACCACACCCCCCACCUCCCAAAUCCAAAUCCAGCCCCUCGACAAAUCAUCCACUCUUCAUCUCCUCCCUUCCCUCUCCGACCCCGACUCCCCCCUCCCCCCUCUCCAGCUAAUCCUCGAGCACGAACUCAGCAACAACCUGCCCUGGGCCAACCCUGCCCUUUUCCCGCCCUCCGGUGUCGACCUCGUCUUUGCCACCGUCUAUGCCCUGCCCGAUGCCAGGCAUGUCGUCGCGCUCCGCUUCCACACGGCCGUGUGUGACCGGACCACGGCGGAGUCGCUGCUGAGUGAGUUGGUGGGGGCAGCAGAGGGGGGCAUACAGAACCAAGGGGAGGGUAGUUUCGGAAUAGAGGACGUCAUGCCGGUGGCGAAGUCAAAGAAGAAGCUGUGGGCUCACGGUUUGGACGUGCUUGGGUAUUCGUUCAACUCUUUUCGGUUGACCAAUAUAAAGUUUAAAGACGUAAAAGCCCCCCGCACUUCUCGUGUUCUUAGGCUGCGGAUCAGCCGAAGUCACACUUCACGAAUACUUGAAGGCUGCAAUUCUGCUGGGAUUAAAUUAUGUGGAGUUUUAACGGCAGCAGGACUGAUAGCAGCCGCUCAUUCAUCUGAUGACAAUCACAAAAACAAGUAUGGGGUGGUGACACUUACGGAUUGUCGUUCUAUUCUGAACUCUCCACUUUCCAGUCACCAUUUUGGUAAGCUAAAUAGUCUGUCCCCCUCUUCAAUCCAUAUUGGUAAGUAUUAAACUCAUGCAUUCUUCUUAUAAUUAGUUCGUUGUUUGUUUUUCUUUUUGAUUUUUUUUGUUCCUCUUGGUUCAUCGUUUCAAGUAUAUUGCACUUACUUUUGUGGUAGAUUGUUUUUUUAAAAGGAAGCGAGAUAAUAAAUUUGGAACGAUCCAAAUUAUAAAUCAGAGAGCUAUUUAGCUAGGAAGAGAGUAAGUAGAAGACAUUCAUGAGUGUAAUCAUUGACCGGCCUCCAUAAUACUUAAACAUAUGUAGAAUGAGGCUAGAUCGAUGAGAUAAUAAUUUAAUGAUGCAGGAUUCUAUCACUCUGCAGUACUAAAUGUACACAAGGUUAAUGGUGGAGAAAAACUAUGGGACUUGGCAAAGACAAGCUACACUGAAUUCGCCAACUCCAAAAAAUGCAACAAACACUUCUCUGACAUGGCAGAUCUUAACUUCCUGAUGUGUAAGGCCCUAGAAAAUCCGAGCCUGACAUCUUCGUCAGCAUUGAGGAGCUCUAUGAUUACUGUGUUCGAGGAGCCAGUGGUUGUUCAUGACACCCUGCUGCACCGUCAGAGCAUGGGAAUGGAGGACUUCGUGGGGUGCUCGUCCGUUCAUGGCGUGGGACCAUCAAUCGCUUUUUUUGAUACCAUAAUAGAAGGACAACUCGAUUGUGUCUGUGUUUAUCCCUCACCUUUGCAUUCCAGGGAACAAAUGCAAGAGAUCCUUGAUCACAUCAAGAGGCUUCUCAUUGAAGCGGCCUACUCAUCAUUAUCAACAAUUUCUUAAUUAAUCAUAUCAUGUGUGACUGCAUGCCGAUAUAAACAGAGGGCUAUUUUGUCAAUUUCUUGAGAGAGAGAGAGAGAAAUAAGAACUCAUUAUAACCAUUUGAUUCAUAAACCUCUUAAGAAGACGAUAUAUGUAUAAGUAGGACUCUUUUAUCAAUUUCUUGUAGUUGCGUUUUGUUAAACAAUAAACUUUCAGAACGAUUGUCAUUAAUUACGUUCCAUUAUUUGAUUUC